Molecule: messenger RNA, 1176 nt
Organism: Penaeus indicus
Lineage: Eukaryota; Metazoa; Arthropoda; Malacostraca; Decapoda; Penaeidae
Product: semaphorin-1A-like
Exons: 2
Coding region: 1-1176 (391 amino acids)
Biological process (GO): positive regulation of cell migration; axon guidance; neural crest cell migration
Molecular function (GO): semaphorin receptor binding; chemorepellent activity
Source: RefSeq, a predicted model, not a curated record
AUGACCAAAUGGUCGUCAUUUCCUGAAAACAGACUCAACUGUUCUGUUCCCGGAGAAUACCCCUUCUAUUUCGACGAAGUUCAGUCGGUCACGAAUGCCAUCACCGGCACCUACGGGGGACAGAUUCGCGAUAUCAUCUAUGCCGUGUUCACAACGCCGCCCAACUCCGUCUCGGGGUCUGCCGUGUGCGCUUUCUCUAUCCGCUCCAUUCAGGAUACUUUCGAUGGGGAUUUUAAGGGACAGGAAACACAACAAUCGAACUGGCUUCCCGUACCUCGGAGUAAGAUACCCAAAAGUCGACGACCAGGCUCUUGUAUUCCUACGGAUGAGGCUCUUCCCGACGAUGAAUUUGUCGGCUUCAUACAGUCACACGCUCUCAUGGAUGCAGCUGUUCCCGGAUUUUUUAACCGCCCAUUCGUCAGUGCAUUCGGAUACCGCUUUACUACGAUCGCCGUUGACCCUCAAGUCCGGCUUCAAGAUGGACGGACUAUCGAUGUUCUUUUUUUAGGAGCAGGAGCAGCUCUGUCCAUAGUUAAACUCAUCAACGUUAUAUCGUACGAAACUAUAGAUUCUGCAGAGCCGAUUAUUAUCGAAGAGAUUCGAAUUUUCUCGCGACCAGCGACUAUAACUAACAUGUACCUCGUGAAGGAAACAAAUGUAGGAGAAGAGCAAAGUAAAGGAGGGAGGCUGAUGAUAUUAACGCAUGACGAGGCAAAAUCUAUUGACACUCAACGCUGUCACAGAGCCAUGACAUGCAAAUCCUGCGUCAGUUUAAGAGAUCCGUAUUGCGGUUGGGACGUUCAUGAGAGAAAGUGUGUCAAAAUUUCGUUGGGUUCUAAUACUGGAGAAUCUAUGGUCCUUCAAAACAUAACCGGGUAUCACUACCAGUGUUCUGUUGUUGAUGAGGACGAUCAUGAUAAUGAUGACGAUGAUCAGGGUGACGAUAACAACGACGAUGAAUUUUGUGAUAACGAUAAACAUUCAAUCGACCAUGAGAAUUCUUUGAUAAUCUACAAUGAUAAUACAUCGACAGAGUAUCCGUAUGAUGAUACAACGGAUGACGGUAUUUCUACAGAGUAUAUAACGGAGGUUGAUAUUUCGACAGAGUAUCUAUAUGAGGAAGAUAAUUUUUCGACAAAGUUAUAUACACCCACGCACGGAGCCCGUAUAUCCUAA